This is a messenger RNA of Closterium sp. NIES-67, 2259 nucleotides long. NCBI's taxonomy places the organism in Eukaryota, Viridiplantae, Streptophyta, Zygnematophyceae, Desmidiales, Closteriaceae. The record is from the annotation of a GenBank genome assembly.
AGAACAAAGCCUCUUGCCUUCCUCAUCACGCUUCCCCUCAUCUCGCCUCAUGCGCUCCGCCAUCCAGCCAACCACUCACUCGUACCACUUUCUCCUCGUCCGACGCGCUUGCCGAAUCGCAUUCGAGCGUGCCGCUAGCUGGGUUCCUCUUGAUCGCCACGUCGUUUCCGCUCGUCGCGGAAUCUCGCACCGCGAAUCACGCUGAUCGACUCGACGCACGAGAAUCUAGUCAGCACCUGCACACGUCGCACGCAACAGCCGUCGAUCAGACCCGACUCGCGAGCCCCGCGCGCAUACCUCCUAAGUCUCGUGAUUUUCGGCGAUGGCGAAUUUCUCGGCGGCCCUGCGACUGACCGACCUGAACGACUUCAUCGCGCCGUCGCAGGCGUGCGUCGUCACCGCGCAGGGGCAGCGCGUGGGCGGGGGAGAGCAGGGUGUGGGCGCAGCGGGGGAGGUGCAGCUGCGGGGAACAGGCGGGGGGGGAUUCGAGCAGACGAGGGGGGGACGGGAGGGCGAGGCGGUGAAGGUGACUCUGCAUGACUGCCUCGCGUGCAGUGGGUGUGUGACGACAGCAGAGACUGUGAUGUUGGAGCAGCAGAGCGCGCACCACAUGCUGCAGCACCUGCCACAGAGAGGCGCCCAGGGGGGCGAGCAGGGAGGGCAGGGGGACAAGGUGGUGGUGGUAUCGCUGUCACCGCAGUCGCGAGCUGCUCUGGCGGCCCACUAUAAGAUCACUCCGCUGCAGGCCUUCCGCAAGCUCACAUCGUAUCUGCACUCGCUGGGCGUGGCGGCGGUGUUUGACACGAGUGCAUCGCGCGACGUGGCGCUCAUGGAGGCGUGCCACGAGUUCGUGCACGCCUUUCGCUGCCACGCCGCUGCCACGGGCCAUGGCAACGGCCCCACUGGCACUGUGGCUCUUAAUGGCCAUACCGCCACUCCACGUGUGUCCUCUAGUCAAGUUGGCGGGCUUGCAGCCUCGGAAACAGCUGCAGCAGCAGCAUCACCAGCAGCAGCAGCAUCAUCAUCAGCAGCAGCAGCAGCAGCAGCGGAGCAAGAUAGAGGGCGGGGCGUGUCCGCCUCUCCCCCCGCCACACCUCCCCCCAUCCCCUCUGACUCGCUGCCGCAGCUGCCCGUGCUCGCCUCUGCAUGCCCUGGGUGGGUGUGCUAUGCGGAGAAGGCGCACGGGCACUACAUCCUGCCACACAUGAGCCGAGUCAAGAGCGCACAGCAGACCAUGGGGGCGCUGCUCAAGCGAUUCUAUGCCGCAAAACUCAACACCACCGCAUCGCAGCUGUUCCACGUGGCGGUGAUGCCCUGCUACGACAAGAAGCUCGAGGCGGCGCGCGACGACUUCGUCCUUGAGGGGGUGGCUGGGGCCGGCACGAAGGGCGAGAGGGAGGCAGAGGGGGGUGGGGAGAAGGUGACGGAGGUGGACUGUGUGCUGACAUCAGGGGAGAUAUUCACUCUGCUGCAGGAGCAAGGAGUGGAUUUCAUGGCACUGGAUGAGCGGCCUCUCGACACCAUGCUGACCAACGUGGACGCCAGCGGGUACCUGUACGGCGUGGCGGGCGGGUCAGGCGGGUACGCGGAGACCAUCCUGCGCUUCGCAGCCAAUGAGCUGUUCGGAGUGCAGCUGCCCCCGGGGCCGGUGGCGUGGCAGCAGGUGCGCAACGCGGACAUGCUGGAGAGCACCCUGGACGUGGGGGGGCAGGCGGUGCUGCGCGUGGCGUGUGCGUACGGCUUCCGCAACAUCCAGAACGUGCUGCGCAAGGCCAAGCAGGGCCGCUGCCCAUACCACUACGUGGAAGUUAUGGCGUGCCCGGGAGGGUGUUUGAAUGGGGGGGGGCAGAGGCCACCGGAGCAGCGCAAGGCACAGCCCACCAGGAGCUACCUGCAAGACCUGGAGGCGCACUACAUGGCUCAGGUGGACACAUGCAAUCCCUUCGACAACCCUCUAGCCCAGGCCAUCUUCUCGCACUAUCUCGGUGCUCCUCUCUCCCCAUCGGCGCAAGCUGUGCUGCACACUGCCUUCCAUGCUCGCCCCAAAACACUUGCGCUCUCUGCACCAACCCUUGCUGCUAGCUGGUAGCAUGUAUUAGGUGUGUGGUGAGGAGACUCAAAAUAACAGAUGACAAAUGCACACUAGCAUGAAUAACACCAUGUCAAAUUCUUGAUUGGUUAUUUUGCUUGGAUUUCGGCAGCCAUUCUGCCAGCCACACACAAGCCGGACCACCCUUGUCGAAUAUGUGUAAGCUUUGA